AUGCACGAUCACACUCUAUACCCAUUAGAUCUGCACAUACUUAGUAUUAAACAUUACAAUGAGUUUUGUUCCCUCAACGGUGUUGUUCGCGAUCAUCCCAAAAGGGUAAAGCGCGACGGGCAAAAGAAUCGCGACCUCGCAUCUCCAACAUCUCGCAUCCUUCCCCCCAUCUGUCAUCCUCCCACCACCGUUUCGGUGCUUAAUUUCUCCAUAAUGCAAGCUCCAAUGCAGCAACAUUAUGCUCGGGCCAUGCCCCCAAAUGCACAGCGAUCUCCAGCCGCCCCCCGUCGCCCCCCAGGGCCAGGUGGCGCAAUGCCUGUUUCGAUGCCACAGCACGCUGUUGCUCAACAGUACAUGCCUUCACGGCCCAUGCCACACCCCAACGAUGCUGCCCUUCGGCGCAGCCGCAAGCCGACCGACAAAAAUCUCCCCGAUAGUAUUGAAGACGUGAUCAUUGGCGAGGGUGUUCAGCAAUAUAAGAACCUUCGCGACUUGGAAAAGCGAUUGGAUGCCGCUGUUGUGCGGAAGAGGCUGGAUAUCCAAGACUCCAUCAACAAGACCGUCAAGAAAUAUCGGACUAUGCGCAUCUGGAUCUCUAAUACUGUCGAAAACCAGCCAUGGCAAGGUCCGGGUAACAAUCCAGGCUCCGGCCGCUACAAAGUGCGCAUUGAAGGACGGUUGCUGGACGAUGAGACCGACCCUACGGUUCCCAAUGAUGACGAAAAAGACGAAGAUGAGAUGGACUAUGACGAAACCGAAGACAAGGCGAAGAAAGCCGAAUCCAAGAGCCAGUCCCAGCGUUUCUCGCAUUUCUUCAAGGCUAUCACCAUCGACUUUGACAAACCUGUCUCGGCAAUCCCCGAGGAGGUCAAGCCGGUUAACUGGUCUAAACCAAACACACUCGCCAAUACACCAGCGCCCCCGGGUGUUGAAUUUGAUAGUCUGCAGUUCUCCCGAGCCUCACAGGACAAUCUGAAUGUCACUAUCAGCCUUGUCCGGGACGAAAUUCCAGAGCGAUACAAGCUGAGCAAGGAGCUAGCCGAGGUUCUGGAUGUCGAAGAGGAAACUCGGAGUGGAAUUGUUCUCGGAAUCUGGGAUUACAUCCGCGCCAUGGAGUUGCAGGAAGACGAGGAGAAGCGCCAAGUGCGCUGUGAUCACCGUCUACGCUCAAUCUUCGGCCGGGAGCAAAUGUUCUUCCCCCAGAUCCCUGAAAGCGUCGGUCCUCACACCAGCCCAAUGGAACCAAUUAAGCUUCCCUACACCAUUCGUGUCGAUGAAGAGUUCCACGCUGACCCGACGCCAACAAUCUACGAUAUCCAGGUCGCAGUUGAAGACCCGCUGCGCACCAAGAUGAUGGCUCUCACUCAGAACCCGGCGUACACAACUAGCCUACGCCAGAUCUCCUCGCUUGAUGACCAAGUUGCUUUGAUUGUGCAGGCCCUUACACACUCCCGUGCCCGCCACUCAUUCUACACUGCUCUGAGCAAGGACCCAGCCAACUUUGUUCGUCGCUGGAUCAGCUCUCAGCGCCGCGACCUCGAGACUAUCAUGGGUGAAGCCACUCGUGGAGGCGGUGAGGAUGGUAGCGGACCUGAAUUCCGUUAUGGCGGCGUUGAUGGCCCUUGGGACUCUGAAGUUGCCAAGGAAGCUGUGCGGUACAUGCUGGCUAAACCCGAAGCUGCGGCUGCUCGGUAG
Penicillium vulpinum is the source of this 1695-nucleotide messenger RNA. Its product is annotated as SWIB/MDM2 domain-containing protein. Gene Ontology annotation, biological process: regulation of transcription by RNA polymerase II. Lineage: Eukaryota; Fungi; Ascomycota; Eurotiomycetes; Eurotiales; Aspergillaceae. Gene Ontology annotation, cellular component: SWI/SNF complex; nucleus. The record is from RefSeq and is a predicted model, not a curated record. The coding region runs from base 1 to 1695 and encodes 564 amino acids. The transcript has 4 exons.